AUGCUCCAGCUGCUUAUGGUGCACCCCUGUGUGGAUCCGUCCGCCUGUGACAACUUGGCCAUAACAAUAGCCAGCACACGCGGCUAUUUGCCCAUCGUCAUGGAACUCCUCACAGACAAGCGUGUCGAUGCAUCGACCCAGUCCAGCUACAGUCUCCGCGAAGCGCGUAAGAAUGGGCACACACAGGUAGUAGAGUACUUGCUGAAGCUUCCGGAUGUAGACCCCACUGUGCACAACAAUAUAUGUGUGCGUAGUGCGUGCAAGUACAACCACAUUGAAGUGGUCAAGCUGCUUCUAAAGGAUCCACGGGUGGAUCCGUCGGCGUGCUAUAACGAGGCCAUAGUAUCCGCACAGGAUGGAGGGCACGAGGCUGUGAUAAGGGUGCUACUUGAGGAUCUGCGUGUGAAUAAAUCGGGCCUGAGUAUUGAUUUCUGA
Molecule: messenger RNA, 435 nt
Organism: Sphaeroforma arctica JP610
Lineage: Eukaryota; Ichthyosporea; Ichthyophonida
Exons: 1
Coding region: 1-435 (144 amino acids)
Molecular function (GO): protein binding
Source: RefSeq, a predicted model, not a curated record